This is a messenger RNA of Chara braunii, 586 nucleotides long. The record is from the annotation of a GenBank genome assembly. Lineage: Eukaryota; Viridiplantae; Streptophyta; Charophyceae; Charales; Characeae.
ACACGCAUCAUCGUCAACAUGAACGGCAUUAUCCUUGUCAUUCUCAACAUCAUACGAAAAUUAUCAGAAUUAAUCACACGAUAGACAAAGUGGGGAGAUGCAGGUGGAGACGGAGAUGGAGAUGAAAAUGGAAAUAAAGAUACAGACGAAGACGAACUUGAAGACAACGACGGCGACGGAGACAGAGACAGAGACGGAGGCAAAGACCAAAACGGAGACGGAGACGGAGAUGGAGACGGAGAUGGAGACGGAGACAGAGACAGAGACGGAGACGGAGACGGAGACGGAGACGGAGACAGAGACGGAGACGGAGACGGAGAUGAAGACCGAGACGGAGACGGGGACGGAGACAGGGACGGGAAUAGAGACGGGGACGGGGACAGAGAUAGAGACGAAGACGAAGACUGAGACGAAGACGAAUACAAAAACGCAAACGGACAUUGAGAUGGAAACAAUGAUACAAAUGGGGAGAUAAAAAUGGAACCGCAAGGGAGGAGAUGAAACUCCUUAAAGGGGAUCACGAACACAUGCCACAAGAAUAAGAGGAGGUGAAGUUUCUCGAAGAGAAUCAAGAAUACAUGUCAGA